UGGAAAUUAGAUUCAAGGUCAUCGUCGUAACUUGUGCAAUCUUUGAUCUUCUGUUCGAAACAUUAAUGUAAAACUCGAAGUUUCUACUUUACACAGAAAAUUACUUUGGCUUCCUAUAAUUUGGUGAUUAUCAAACAGGAAAUAAACUAGAAUAGUCAUCUGAGAGAUGAACAAGAGCAGAUAAGCGUGCCUAAAUAAAGGGCGCCUGAGAAAUCAUUUUUGCUAGCGAUCCCAUUGAUAUGUGAAUCUUAACGCUCUCAAAGUACAAAUGGUUGCAGUAUCUCAUCAUGAUUAGCAGAGCUUCAAAUGUAUUUAGUGUUACGCGCCAUCACAUUUCCAGUAGUGCAAUCGUUUUCAAUUUUUCAGUCAGAAAUGUUGUCGCAUGUAGAUUGUCUCCAGGUGCUACGUGUGUUGUAAACUGGAGAUGUAAGACGGGAUAUCCUAAAUUUGUUUCGUCGGAUAAGAUACCUCGUGUCCAGCCGCUUUGGACCCUCCCUUCACGUUUACACUUUCAUGGUUCAUCAGAUACUGAACUGAAACCGGAUUCAGAACAGAAACUUAUUUUAUCUGACUGGACCAUUAUUAGUCGUUUGUUAAAAUAUGUUUGGCCAAAGGAUAAACCAGAAAUUCGAUUACGUGUUGUUGCAGCAGUUCUCUUAUUAUUAUCCUCUAAAAUUGUGAAUGUUUUAGUACCUUUUGUAUUCAAGCUUGCUGUGGAUUGCCUGUCUGGAGAAACACCUUUACUACUGUGUAAUACAAAUCCGGCUACAACAGCUACAACUGUUUUAAUUUCAUAUGGUUUAUUUAGGGCUACAGCUUCUGGUUUAAAUGAAUUACGUACUGCAAUUUUCGCUAAAGCUGCUCUAUCUUCUAUUCGACAAGUUGGCGUUCAAGUAUUUCGUCAUCUGCACAAUCUUGACUUGGGUUAUCAUCUUGGUCGAAGAACUGGUGCAUUAGGUAAAGCUAUUGAUCGAGGAGCAAGAGGUAUACAAUUCAUACUGACGUCUAUGGUUUUUAAUUUAUUUCCAACCGGAUUUGAGGUGGCUGUCGUAACUGGGAUCUUGUACUAUAAAUAUGGAGUAGCAGCUAGUACAAUCGCGUUAAGUUGUAUAGCUGCUUAUACAGCAUUCACUUUAGCUAUUACGCGCUGGCGGACUCAAUUUCGUAUUCAAAUGAAUAAAGCUGAUGGACAUGCUGCUAGUCAAGCGACAGAUUCACUUAUCAAUUAUGAAACUGUGAAAUAUUUUAACAAUGAAGAACGUGAAGCAGAAAUGUAUGAUCGACUACAAGCACAAUAUGAAGAGGCUAGUAUUAAAACGACUACUAGUUUAGCUAUACUAAAUUUUGGUCAAGCUGCUAUAUUCUCAAUUGGCUUAGCGGCAACUAUGAUUACAGUAGCAAGUCAAGUUGCUUCCGGUUCAAUUGAUUCAACUACAACUGCCAGUGUACUCGAAGUUACAGGUAUUAGUAAUUUGGCAAAAUCAUUAACGGUUGGUGAUCUUGUCCUUGUCAAUGGUCUCUUAUUUCAAUUAUCUGUACCGUUGAACUUUUUGGGUUCUGUUUAUCGUGAAGUAAGACAAUCAUUGAUUGAUAUGUCAACUAUGUUUACACUUUUGGAGAUUACACCGAAAGUUCGUUCUUCUCCGAAUGCACCAAAUGUAUAUAUAGACCAUUCAAAUUCAUCUGUUGAAUUUCGUGAUGUAAAAUUUGCAUACUAUUCGAGAGAUCCUAAAAAAUCCCAAUCGAAACCUGAUAAAUUUAUCUGUGAUGGAUUAAAUUUUAAAGUUGAACCUGGUCAACGUGUAGCUAUUGUUGGCGGAAGUGGAUCUGGAAAGUCGACAAUAGUUCGACUUGCCUAUCGAUUCUUUGAUGUAUCCAGUGGUAGUGUUCUAAUCGGUGGUAAAGAUGUUCGUUCAGUAAAUUUGGAGAGUUUACGACGUUCUAUAGCAGUAAUACCUCAGGAUACAGUCCUUUUUCAUAAUACAAUAUUCUACAACCUUCAAUAUGGUAACUUGAAAGCAACUCGUGAAGAAGUUUAUGAAGCUGCUCGUUUAGCAGAUAUAGGAAAUGCAAUUGAACGAAUGCCACAUGGAUAUGAUACUCAAGUUGGAGAACGUGGUCUCAAAUUAAGUGGUGGUGAAAAACAACGAAUAGCUAUUGCUAGAGCUCUGUUAAAAAAGGCUCCAAUUUUGAUCUAUGAUGAAGCGACAUCAUCACUUGAUACAAUCACUGAACAGAAUAUUCUUCAACGUUUAGCAGAAGUUACACCUGGUGUAACAUCACUUGUUAUAGCUCAUCGAUUGAGUACAAUUGUAGAUGCUGAUGAAAUUUUAGUCUUACGUAAUGGUCGUGUAUCUGAACGUGGUAAUCAUUACAGUUUAUUAACACAACCACAAUCAUAUUAUAGUCAAUUAUGGGAACAACAAUUACGUGGUGGUAUCACUUCUUUCAAUAAUACAACAGUUAUUGAUAAUAAACUUACAGAUACUAAUAAUAAUUUAGAUAAACCAACGAAUUCAGGUAAUUAACCUACAGAGAUAUACAACAUAUUAUGUGAUAUUUAUGAUGGUUCUUCCUUGUUCACUUUAUAUAUAUAUAUAUAUAUAUAUAUAUAUAUAUAUAUAUAUAUAUAUAUAUGAUACCUAGUGUACUCUACUUUCUAUUAUGAUGAUUACCCUAUUAGUAGUAUUAACUUUGUGUAUAUUGCAGAGAAAAAUUGUUUGAAGUUUUUUUUCUCUAGAACUUUUACUCUUUUACUUCAUACAAAAUUGAUUUCACCUACUGAUAAAAUGAAGAAGAGGCAAGAAGAUAGUUACGAAUUGGGAUGGUACACCUUGCACUAAACCUAUAUCAUUUGCAAAAUGUGCUUCAUUUCCUUUCUGCUUGAUUUAUUCUUCGUACAUUCUUAUCAUCAACAUUCACUGUAAAUAUACCUGCGUUAUCC
This is a messenger RNA of Heterobilharzia americana, 2944 nucleotides long. NCBI's taxonomy places the organism in Eukaryota, Metazoa, Platyhelminthes, Trematoda, Strigeidida, Schistosomatidae. The record is from the annotation of a GenBank genome assembly.